Microthlaspi erraticum is the source of this 495-nucleotide messenger RNA. Lineage: Eukaryota; Viridiplantae; Streptophyta; Magnoliopsida; Brassicales; Brassicaceae. The record is from the annotation of a GenBank genome assembly.
AUGAUUUUGUUUGGAGAACAAGCUAAGCUGACACGUCAUCGCAUAUCUUCUUCUUCUUCUUCUUUCUCCAGAGUCUUAUCCUUAUCCAUUCCAUCAAUUCUCUCUCUAUUCUCAGGUGUAAAGAUGAACAAAGGCAGCAGCUUUAAGCUGGACAACGAUUUCGAAAAGAGGAAAGCUGAAGCUGGAAGGAUCAGAGAGAAGUACCCUGACAGAAUCCCAGUGAUUGUGGAAAAGGCUGAGAAAAGUGAAAUCCCAAACAUUGACAAGAAAAAAUACCUUGUGCCAUCAGACCUAACAGUGGGGCAAUUUGUGUAUGUGAUUCGGAAGAGGAUCAAGCUAAGUGCAGAGAAAGCGAUCUUCAUAUUUGUAGACAAUGUGCUUCCUCCUACAGGAGAGAUUAUGUCAAGCGUCUACGAGGAGAAGAAAGACGAUGAUGGCUUCCUUUACAUUACUUACAGUGGCGAGAACACUUUUGGUGCUUCUUCUUCUAUCUAA